AGCUGCAAGCGGAGUCUAGACUGUCCUGAUCAUUUCGGAGGGUCGGGAUCGCGACCGAAGGGCACUUGGACCAGCUGUGUGCGGUUCCUGAAUUAUUAGUGCCUGGCUUUUGGAUCGUUUGCAAGCCGAAAAGCGGACUGUUAGGCGCACAACUCCUAUAGUGGAACUGAGAUGAGAAUUGGGAUAUCUGGAUAAGCGCAGAUGGCGCUGACAGAGAUUGAUCCUCAUAGUCUGAGUUAAUAUACUUGAUUGGCGAUCGUAACAUGUGAUUGAACCGGCUUUCAAUCAACCGAACUCAGUUAUGCGGGUGUAGUAAAUUGAAUGACAACACUCUUCCGAUGGUGAUCUCUACAUUAUCGUCAACUUCGCCUGUAGUUAGUUAGCCUGAAAAUAUUGACUGAAGAUGCCAGGAUGUAUGCAGAAGCAGGUGAACCCCCCUGCCCUCUUCAUGCCUUAGUCAGAAGAUCUCAGCUCAUCCACAUCUUCGUUUCUGCAUCUCCAUGCACAGCUUCCUACCAUUCCCGGUCUUUGCGCCGGGAUCUCUCGCGACACGAACAUGAACAUGAACCCCUUCCGGCCGAGGAGAUCACUCCUCCAUCCUGGCUCAUCUCAGUCUCAGUCUUAGCUACCACACGGACUGACCCACACCUUCCUGUCUCAACCUCGAGUGCCGAGCCGGACCGCAACGGUUGUGAUGAGAUGAUCCAGCGUGCCCACCGCGGGCCAGGAUACCGUUCAGUCAGUGACAGCUUCGUUCCACUAGCCUAUAACAUCCCGAAUCGGCCGUGGUCUCGGAGGUCGGGUGGAGCAGCAGACGCUGGCCUGGCGCCGUUGAUGCUCGGUCUCUGCCUCAACAGUCGCCAGACGAGGUUUAGUCCUAGGGAAAGAAAAAACUUUUUUUGGGUCUUGGUUCCUGCCAACUUUUUUCGCCGCGGCGAGUCUCCAUACCACCAUGGCAUACUUACCUCCGAACAGUCUCCAUAUCCGGCCGAACAUGUCCUCCUGCUGGCCUCUACAAACUACGGAGCCUGGCCGGUGCACCGGGGUGAUUGGUUAGUCAAGAUUCGCCUCCGAAGGAUUUUUUUCAUUAGAGUGUUCUUAUAUUUUUCUUAUUUUAUUUUUAUUCUAAGCGAAUUCCCUCUGGUUUGGGUAGCUACGCACACGACACGCACUCUCUUUAUGGCAGCACCCCUCCACGACCUUCGAUCAUAUCUCAUGAAUAGAAGCCUUCCUCGCUGUCAUACCGGUUGA
This is a messenger RNA of Aspergillus welwitschiae, 1251 nucleotides long. RefSeq lists its product as uncharacterized. The record is from RefSeq and is a predicted model, not a curated record. NCBI's taxonomy places the organism in Eukaryota, Fungi, Ascomycota, Eurotiomycetes, Eurotiales, Aspergillaceae. The transcript is spliced from 5 exons. Bases 412 to 1251 code for a protein of 279 amino acids.